AUGUCUUAUGAUUUCAAGAAAGACGAAGAUGUUAAGGAAUAUAUUAAAAACUUAGGGAUUGAAUAUAGAUUUGGCUGUUUCAGUGAAAAAGAUGCACAAACAUGUCAGUUGCUUGGAGAUUAUUUAGAGACUAUAGAAAACAACCCUGAUAAGGCAGCCAAAAUAUAUAAAGAAAAUUGUGAUGAACGGAACUUCGGUCGCAGUUGCUAUAAGUAUGCUUCUUAUUUGGAAAAAAAUAAUUUGAGAAAUCUCAAACCAGUAAUUCCUGAGAUGAUAAGAUAUUUUAAGAAAGGUUGUGAAUAUAAUUGGUCUGAUGGAUGUUUUGCUGCUGGAAUGAAACUUCGUUAUCACAGUGACUCAAUUACUGAUAUUGAUGAAAGAACAAAUAGUUUACUCCAAAGUCUGCAUUACUUAGAAAAAGCAUGUAACAACAGGCAUUCAGAAGCAUGUUAUGUAGCCAGCAAUAUUCAUUUUGCUGGUAUUGAGGAAAUUGGAUUAGAACCUAAUAAGCCCAAAUUUUUAGAAUACUCAAUAAAAGCUUGUGAUCAAAAUGAAUUGAAGGGUUGUGUUAAUGCAUCAAUUGUGUAUAAUAAAGGAGAUGGUGUACCUAAAGAUUUGGAUCUUGCUCAGAAGUAUAAAGAAAGAGCAUUAGAUAUACAAAGACAAAUCAAAGAAGAAAAAGGUAUAAAGUUUAGUUAA
Messenger RNA from Macrosiphum euphorbiae (potato aphid), 699 nucleotides. NCBI's taxonomy places the organism in Eukaryota, Metazoa, Arthropoda, Insecta, Hemiptera, Aphididae. The record is from the annotation of a GenBank genome assembly.